AAUCUUGAUGCAGUUCGUUUGUUGUGAAAUAAACAACCCAAACGAGUGUAACUGUGCGUGGUGUGUAUAUUGAUGCUAGAGGUAUAUAUAUAUUCUAAUGUAGUUUAUCAGUCCCAUUGUGCGAAUUUGCGCAAGGUAUAGGUUUUUACAAUGUCAAGCGUUUCUACUUGCAAGUUGGAUAAAAUAGCCCACGAAAUAUUUGCAAAUACGUUACGUGCUCCUUACACCUCACCUCGUGAUGGAGUCCCUGAUUCUCGUAGGCUUCGUUACGCCGAUAUCGUUGCGUCGUUGGCACAUAAGCUUAGUGACCCGAGAUCUGUAAAGCUCAACUUGCUACGCUUACCCGAGCUUCGAAAUGUGUCCAAUGAUGAGAUGGAUUUUUUGAAGGCUGCGGUGCCCAUGUUGGUUUCUGCUGCCCGGCCAUAUAAUACCCAGUAUAACCUGGAUAAUGGUACAGCACGAUUAUAUACCUGGGCGGGAUGUGGAGGUGCUGUUGUCUCAGGUUGUAACAACGAUGUUUCGGAACUACUGAUAUCACCUCAGGCGUUUAAGAACACCCUGCUGAAGCUGCUCAACGGAAACAGUGACGACAAUCGCGUGGUUACCAUACGUGAGCGCGUAUCUGGUGUUCCAUGGUUUAAUUCUAUAGAUACCGUAGAGAACGAACCCGUGAAUGAAGAUGUUGAAUGCACUUUCAAGCCAAAGAUCAACAAAUAUCCGCGUUACCUUCAUUCAGCUCCCAAACUGGCAUACCCUGCAAACAGCUUACCCGGUCAGCUAAAGAGGGUUUUGGAUACCCCUACGCACGUAGAUGAGCCCAUGGGUUACUACGGUUACGAUGAUAUGGAUUAUGGCUCACCCUUCAACAAUACUUGCCCUUUGGGAGCAUCACAUGAUGAUACCAAGCAUUCACGUUCUUGUGAGCCUAGGAAAUGCACCGAUGUUGUAUGCUCUAACACAUAUACUAGCCGUACUCCUCGCACCAGCAGUGGUACAACAUAUAGACCAACACCUUUAAUGUUCCAGCAUCCUUGGAUUGGUGGCGAUCUGGAUAAACUUAAUGCCGACAUCGAUGCUGAAGUUGACGCUAUAAUGGCUGGUAUGCCAUCUAUGCGCAGGCCAUAUACUGUGAAGAACACAUGCGCUACUGAUCCGUUAUUGACGUGGCUGGAUGAGACCCGUGGAGAGUGUCGAUCCAAGAUCACCAAAGGCAACAAGGGCUUCCAUGCAGCUGAGGACUACAAUAAAGAACAACUGAGUUACUUGACUCCAAUGCGGAACCAUAUAUGUGCCACCGUAGAACGUGAUCCUGCAUCACCCCAAGCAUUUAAGGAUACCCUUAGAGGUGGGUAUAUCUACACUGGUAUGAACUUUUCUACCGAACCCGAGACCCCUAGUAGGGGUGUGGGUUCAAUGAAGCAAUGCGACUAUGUCAUACCAAGUAAGAUGCCACUGCCUUCAUUUGCCCGCCGCAGCGCUCGUGGGUUCUACCGUGGCUCAAAGCAUAAUGGUGACGUAUCGUCCUUGGAUAUGAUAGAAGCCCAGCUGGCUCAACCGUCAUUAAACAUCAGGAAAAUGCUAUGUUAAUCCCGAAAACGCUUCCGUGGGUUGCUAAGCACAUAUCACAAUGCGUUUAAAGGUGGCUAUGAAAACAGUUUUGUUAUAUCAAGUGAAUUGGAUUUCUUUUCAAUACGCGUACAGUAAUUCGCUAAUGAAGUGGACAACGAUGCUCGUAGUGGUUAUAAUAUAACAAUAAAAAAUCAACAAUGAAGUUCAUGGUCCCAAAGGACUCUAUAGAAAAGCACUCUUAUGAGUCGAACAAUAACUUAAUGUAUAGUGUAAAGCAUUGCUUAUGAGUUUCUAAAUGGAUGCUUUACUGCAUUAAUACAGGGAACCU
Babesia bovis T2Bo is the source of this 1897-nucleotide messenger RNA. RefSeq lists its product as uncharacterized. Lineage: Eukaryota; Apicomplexa; Aconoidasida; Piroplasmida; Babesiidae. The record is from RefSeq and is a predicted model, not a curated record. The coding region runs from base 151 to 1587 and encodes 478 amino acids. The transcript has 3 exons.